AUGCCGCCGGACUUGCCGCAUAAACGAGUCUUCGGCAUGGCCCGGCUCAGUUUUGUACGCGAAAUGAUGCUCUGCGGCGAGUACGCGUCAAAAACGAGUCCGAGUGCCGAUCGUUUUGUGCACUGGGAAGAUCAUGGCUUGCAUUUUGAAAGGCAAAAACGGGAUGCGUCGACAACCUUAACGACGCCGGCACUAGAGAAAAAUAUAAGUACAUGGACCACUCAUCUUAAUGACAGUCAUCAGCAGUUGAUGGUACAUUGGGUAGGUGAGGGAUCCAAGGUUAUAAUUUGCUUGGCAAGAGAUUCUAGCCCCAGGAAUAAGGGAACACUCUCACCAUCAGCACUCUUCAUCUCAUAUGACUAUGGGAAGACCUUUGUUAACAGAACUGAGAGCUUUAGAUUGGAUGACUCUCCUGACAGUGGAUAUGCUCAACUUGAUAAAUUUUUCAAUCAUCCAAAGCAUCCUGAGUUUUGUGUUUUUGUUGAUUCUACUAAUAAAAGGCUUUACUAUACUGAUGAUAAUGGCCAAAAUAUACAUAGAACAGAGCUCAAUUUUCAACCAAGUGAGCUGGCUUUUGAUGAAGACAACCCAAAAAGAUUUGUUGUUUUGGAUAAAGUGGGACGUAACAGAAUGCUUUAUAUGACUUUCAAUGGAGGCAAGACAUUCACACUGAUUCAGAGUUAUGUGAAGUCUUUCUUCUGGUCUUCUGGGCCUGGAUUUUCGAAAGUGUUUUAUGUAGAGCGUUGGGAACCAAACCGUAGCACCACUGUGCUCAGUGUCAAUGAUCCUGAGAACAUGACAAAUGCUGAAGUAUUAUUCUCUGAUGCUAAAGAGUUCCAUAUCAAGGGGGACUACAUGUUUGCUAUGAGGCAGAAAGAUAACAGCACCUUGGAUCUUUACAUUUCACACCAAAGAGGUCCUUUCCAUAGAGCCGAAUUUCAAACGGAAUUGGACAGGAAGAAGUUCCACAUUGCCGACGUGACGGACAAGCGUAUAUUCAUCUCUGUCAUGCACACGGAAAACCUGGUGAACCUCUAUGUCUCCGAGAUUAGCAGCAACUUUGAUCAGUACAACUUCGUGUUGAGUUUAGAACAGGUUCUGUGCUACUUCCCCCAAGGAAACUGGAAGGACAGCUGGCUGGAGGACGUGACGGAGGACGCUUUCACGGAUUUGUACCGCGUCGAGGGCCUCAAGGGUAUCUACAUUGCGUCAAAGGUGAAUUCGAAGUCGCUGAUAGCCAACAUCGAGCCCGAGCAUCUCGUUUCUCUGAUUACCUUCGACCAUGGAGUCACCUGGUCGCCCAUCAAACCGCCGGCGGAGGACGAGAAUGGAAAACCCCUCAGCUGUGUGGACCCUAAUGACAGCGAGAAAUCGUGCAGUUUGCAUUUAUGCCAGAAGUUUAGUCAGCUCUAUCCUGUUACAAGCCCGCCUGGAAAUGUGAUAAGCAAUGCUAUGAGAUCGGCGAGCAUUAUGAGCUCCAAGUCAGCGCCCGGCAUUAUAAUGGCGACUGGCGUUGUGGGCCGCUCCUUGAAAGGCAUACCGGGCGUGUAUUUGAGCCGGGACGCGGGACUCACGUGGAAACGCAUCCUGAAGGACUAUUACUUCUUCAAUUACGGAGACCACGGUGGCGUGCUGGUGGCGGUGAAGUACUUCAAGCUGAUGAGUGAGACGAGGGAGAUACUCUACUCGACUAACGAAGGGAUCGAGUGGAACUCUUACCAAUUUAACGCCGACGACCUUCGCAUCUACGGCUUAAUGACCGAGCCAGGAGAAAAUACCACCGUCUUUACUAUGUUCGGGUCGGCAAACGACCAGCACCAGUGGAUAAUCAUAACCAUCGAUCUGCAAAACGCCUUCGCCCGCAACUGCAGUACGGACGACUACAAGUAUUGGUCGCCGUCGCAGCCAAACAGCUCUGUGUCCUGCGUGUUGGGCACAAGGGACAUUUUCCAACGGCGGCUCGCUCACACUAACUGCUUCAACGGCCUGGACUACGACGGGCCCGUUAAGAAGGAGGUUUGCGAGUGCGGCAGAAGGGAUUUCGAAUGCGACUUUGGCUUCGUUUUGUCGCGCAACGUGUGCUUCUACCAGCGGACGAAGGGCUAUAGGAAAAUCGACGGGGACGUUUGCACAACCUCCGGAUAUCUGCCCUACGAACCGGACGUGAUCCCCUGUCCGUUGGACGAGCCCACCGAGUUCCUACUGGUCGCCCUGAGGGACAAAAUAGCGCGCAUCGACCUAUCGGACAACACCACCAUAUUCCCGAUAAAGGACCAGGAGAACAUCGUUGCCAUAGAGUUUGACAUGAAGAACAAUUGCAUAUACUGGGCGGACAUCGUGUUGGACAAGAUCAGCAGACAGUGCUUCGGCGAAGGCAUCGCUCAGGACGUCGUCGUCGACACGGACCUCGCCAGCAUAGAGGGAAUGGCGCUGGACUGGAUCUCCAACGUUCUCUUCUUCGUCGACGGCAUGCGGAAGAAAAUCGAGGCGGUGCGCACGGACUUGUCCAGCGAAGGCAGGAUGCGCGUGACGAUCCUGGGACCCGAUGUGCUGUCAAAGCCCAGGGGCAUCGCCGUGCACCCGAAAGCGGGAUACCUCUUUUGGACCGACUGGGACAGGAACAAGCCGUCCGUGUCACGCUCCAACCUCGACGGGACAGACAUCGUGCGGCUGUUCGAGAAACCGAUCGUGCAAUGGCCCAACGGCAUAACUAUCGACCAGAUGUCCGAGAGGAUCUACUGGGUCGACGCGAUGGAGGACUACAUAGCCAGCGCGGACCUGCACGGGCAGUACUUCAAGAAGAUCCUGUGGAACGACGAGAAGGUGUCCCACCCGUUCGCGGUGGCCGUACUAAAGGACCAGAUGUACUGGGACGACUGGAAGGCGAAGUCCAUCUUCAUAGCGGACAAGGACAACGGCCAGAACGUGAUCACGAUCAACGGCUCCUUCUCCGGCCUGAUGGGUCUCAAGGUGUUCGCCCACUUCAUACAGCACGGGAGCAACGCGUGCUCGUACAAGAACACGAGCUGCGACGCCCUUUGCUUGGGCGGGCCGGGCAACACGUUCAGCUGCCUCUGCCCCGACGGCUUCGUGAAGGCCCACGGCAAAUGUCUGUGCCCCAACUUCGUCGAGCCCUACGCUAACUUCACCUGCCCCAAGACGCCGGGAGCGACCUGCGCAUCGGAUCAGUUCUCGUGCAAGAACGACAUGUGCAUCGCGCUCUCGUGGCGCUGCGACGGCAACGACGACUGCGGCGACGGCUCGGACGAGGCGGGGUGCGCGUGCGCCCCGCCGCGCGUCGCCUGCGACGACUCGAGCUGUUACCUGCCGCAGUGGCGCUGCGACGGUGACGUCGACUGCGCCGACAUGAGCGACGAGAAGGAUUGCGGGAGGUACAACUGCACCGAGAACGAGUUCCAAUGCAGCAACGGGAACUGCGUUGACAAGAGGUGGUUGUGCGACGGCGACAACGAUUGCAAGGACGGCUCCGAUGAACGCAAUUGUUCGGUGCAAGUGAAGCGGCCGAACACGCUGAACUGCUCGUCGAACAGCUUCCCGUGCGGCGGCGGCGGCCUGUGCAUCCCCAACUCGUGGGUGUGCGACGGCGAGGGCGACUGUCCGGGCGGCGAGGACGAGCAGCCCGAGCGCUGCAAGAACUCCACCUGCGCCCCGUACAUGUUCCGCUGCCCCAGCGGCAAGUGCAUAUUCAAGGCCUGGGUUUGCGACGGCGAGAACGACUGCAGCGACGUGGAGUCAUCCGACGAGAGGAACUGCACCACCAUCGGCCACUCGAAGCUGAUCCCGCGCCCCACCACCGAGAGGCCGUUCGAGUUCCCCGCCAACGGCUCGUGCCUCGACUGGAUGAUAAAGUGCGACAACGGCAACUGCCUGCCCUACUGGUGGCGGUGCGACGGCAUCGACGACUGCGGCGACAACUCGGACGAGGUGGCGUGCGGCGAGCGGCGCGCCGAGCCCAAGCCGGCCGGACGGCACGACGCGGCCAGGCAGAAGUGCGGCAAGAACAGAUUCACCUGCUCGCCGGGCGUGUGCAUCCCGCUGUCGUGGGUGUGCGACUCGCAGGAGGACUGCAUGGACGGCGCCGACGAGAGGGGGUGCUCGGCGCGCGGGGUGGGCGGGGGGAGGGCGCCGGGCGGCGCGGGCCCCGAGUGCCGCGCGGACGAGACGCAGUGCGCGGACGGGCGCGGCUGCGUGCGCACGCUCCGGCUGUGCGACGGACGCGCCGACUGCGCGGACCGCAGCGACGAGGCCCACUGCACCCACGUACACAAGCCUACGGUGCAGUGCCCGUCCCAGCAGGUCAUGUGCGACGACGGAACACAGUGCCUGUGGCAGGUGAUGGUGUGCAACGGCCACCAGGACUGUUACGACGGCUCCGACGAGGCGAACUGCUCCAGCGUACCAGAGCCUGGUCACAACUACCAGUUUCUGAGCAUCGGUGUGGACCAAUCGUCGAUCAACUCCACGAGUUUUCUUAUCUCUUGCUGGAUGGCACAGCAGAAAAUGGUCCUGUACAGCUUCUUGCCUUCCAUAUCCAAGAUAAGCGAUGGUAUUUGGCACAAUAUGACAUGGACCAGUGACAGUGUUUAUAGAUUCACGAACCUCGAGCCGUUCACAAACUAUAAUGUUACUUUCUACAUUAAGGACAGCAAAUCUAAUAAAACUUAUCCGUCUAUGAAGUAUGUUAACACAACUACUGGUGAAGGAGUGCCGUCGCCGCCGCUGCGCGUGAGCGUGCGCCAGAUGGUGGGCAGCCGCGUGGGCGUCAUCUGGGACCCCCCCGCGGAGCCGAGGGGCGUGGUGCGCUUCUACACGCUGCACUACGCGCCCCCCAUCCCCCCCAUAGCGAAGACCGUCUACGUCUCCAGCCCCAAGGGGCCCGUCACCGUCACCGUCAACGGUUACUUCAAGCCGAACAACAACUACUCCUUCUGGGUGACCGCGACCAACAACGCGUUCACGUCGCCCUCCUCGGACGUGAUGAACAUCACGUUCGACGUGGCGGGCGACGUGGACGAGCUGAGCGACGUGAGCGCGAGCCCCGCCGGCGGCGCGCUGCUGCUGCGCUGGGCGAGAGUGCGCGGCGCGGACGGCUACCGCGUGCGGCUGCAGCUGCCGCACAACUACGCCGCCAUGGCGCCCAUCACCACCGCCGACACGAACGUCACGCUGAAGGACCUGCCGUCUGGCAUCAAGGUGUACAUCCACAUAAUGGCGUACAAGGGCUCCGUAAACGGGGAGCCGUUCACGAUCACCCACCGCACCGAGGGAAUCCCCGACGAGACGCUGAACCUGACCGCGAUCCUGCUGAAGGAGAAACGCACCUCGGUACAACUUCUUUGGUCGCCGCCGCUCGCCGACCGCUACAAGGGCAAGGAGUUGCAGUACGAGGUGAUAUACACGGACGCCUCCCACUGGCGGAUACACGACGAUCUGGAACAGGCCCACGAGAUGCAUAUAGUGACGAAGAAUACCAGCAUGUUAAUAGAAGGACUUCACGCUUGCGAGAGCUACGUAUUCACAGUGGGCCUUGUCCGAGGUCCGCUCGCUAAAUACCAAGAGAUCGUGACCAGAGAGAAUCCCAAGGCCCCUAUAAAGGACCUUGAUUAUUCUUACGACGAGAAGACGUCUCGACUAAGGAUUUAUUGGCACAUUAACUGUAACGCUCUCACCGAGGCCGUAUCGUACAGGUUGGAGCUCAUGGAAGAAACAAGGAACAAAAUGAGUCGUUAUGAGUUAAUCGCCACCAAAAAUUCGUCGCUGGAGCACGUCAUCGAGAAUGUGCCAGUCGGCGGGCGUUACAACAUCUGUGUCUACGCCCACGUGGAGGGUGCGGCGCGGCGUUGCGUGGACGCGCGCACAGGCGAGGUGGCGGCGCCGCGCGGCCUCGUCGCCUGGCUGGCGCCGAACGGCCACCUCGUGCUCAACUGGCAACACGAGGAGGCGGCCGACGCGCCAAAGCACAAAUACCAAAUAAUAGUGUCCGAGAAGGAGAUACCUGAAGACCUGCUGCAUCCGACCGAGGAGAUGAGGGUCGAGGAAGCGGAAAGGUCCCCGUUGCUGAUGACUGUGCCCAGCGGCUCCAGCGGCCCGCUCUACGUGAGCGUUCGCGCCGUCACGCCCGAGGGCUACUUCAGCGACCUCAGCGAAGUCAACACUCUCACUAUGGAAGGCGCCGAGGCGGAGUCGGUGAGCGCGGGCGCGGUGUGGUGGGGCUGCGCGGCGGCGCUGGUGGUGGCGGUGGCGCUGGGCGGAGCGCUGGUGCAUGCGGCGCUGCGCCACCGGCGCCUCUCGCGCUCCUUCCUAAGGCUCGCCGCGCACACGCCGCGCUACGACAGCCGCCGCGGCCAGGCCACCAUCGGCGAGCACGACGAUGACGACGUACCUCCGAUACAAGGAUUCUCCGACGACGAACCCCUUGUUAUCGCU
This is a messenger RNA of Iphiclides podalirius (scarce swallowtail), 6447 nucleotides long. The record is from the annotation of a GenBank genome assembly. NCBI's taxonomy places the organism in Eukaryota, Metazoa, Arthropoda, Insecta, Lepidoptera, Papilionidae.